AUGUCGUCACCGGUUUUCAGCAGUGUCGACGCCUACAAGCCGGCAUCGAUCCGCGAGGAGUCUGGUUAUGCCUCUGCCGAGUCGAGCCAGGAGAGCCUGCCGGAAAUCUACUUCACCAGGCCUCAUCUGAAGUACAUCAAUGCUCAGCUAGCUAAGCUCGAGCCUCAGGAGAUUCUCCGAUGGUGCAUCACAUCUCUGCCUGGUCUCUUCCAGACGACUGCCUUUGGUCUUACUGGCUUAGUCACCGUGGACAUGCUCUCCAAGCUUGAUGGACCCCUGAAGCACAACAUCGACUUGAUCUUCUUGGACACUCUUUACCACUUCGAUGAAACGUAUGCUCUUGUCGACCGCGUCAGGAGGCGAUACGGAACCCCGGUCCAUGUCUACAAGCCUGCAGGCUGCGAAAACGUCAAGGACUUUACUGCCAAGCACGGUGACAAGCUAUGGGACACAAACGAUGAGCUCUACGACUACGUCGCAAAGGUCGAGCCUGCCGAGCGUGCCUACUCUGAGCUGCAGGUCAAGGCUGUUUUGACUGGGCGACGUCGCAGCCAGGGUGGAAAGCGUGGUGACCUGGACAUUGUCGAGGUUGACGAGGCUGGUCUCAUCAAGGUCAACCCCCUGGCCAACUGGAGCUUUGCUCAAGUCAAGGAAUACGUUGACGCAAACGAUGUGCCGUACAACGACCUGCUCAACCGGGGCUACAAGAGCGUUGGUGACUGGCACUCGACGCAGCCCGUGGCUGCUGGCGAGGACGAGCGAUCAGGACGAUGGAAGGGCAAGAACAAGUCCGAGUGCGGUAUCCACAACCCCAAGUCGCGGUACGCUCAAUUCCUCCAAGAGCAGGAGAUGAAGCGACAGAACGAGGAUCUUGCCAACAAGCUGCAACAAGUGUCGUUGGCCGUCUAG
Messenger RNA from Exserohilum turcica Et28A, 909 nucleotides. RefSeq lists its product as uncharacterized. Lineage: Eukaryota; Fungi; Ascomycota; Dothideomycetes; Pleosporales; Pleosporaceae. Gene Ontology annotation, cellular component: cytoplasm. The transcript has 2 exons. Gene Ontology annotation, molecular function: phosphoadenylyl-sulfate reductase (thioredoxin) activity. The record is from RefSeq and is a predicted model, not a curated record. Bases 1 to 909 code for a protein of 302 amino acids.